This is a messenger RNA of Zychaea mexicana, 2246 nucleotides long. Its product is annotated as P-loop containing nucleoside triphosphate hydrolase protein. The transcript has 6 exons. Lineage: Eukaryota; Fungi; Mucoromycota; Mucoromycetes; Mucorales; Lichtheimiaceae. Gene Ontology annotation, molecular function: ATP binding; DNA binding; hydrolase activity. The coding region runs from base 338 to 2152 and encodes 604 amino acids. The record is from RefSeq and is a predicted model, not a curated record.
CCUUUUUAUAAAAAGAAGUAAUAUAUGCCACGACGACUGACAACAACGAUUGCGUGUUCCUUGCUAUGCCUUCGACGAGGCUAUAGUACAGCAACCGUAGCAGCAGCGACUAGAACAGCUGCGGAAACAGUCAUACCGACCUUGCGCAAUUACCAACACGAAUGCAUUGAAUCAUGUUUAAAUCAAUUAAAGCAAGGGCAUCGUAAGCAAAUUGUGUCACUACCCGUAGGAAGUGGCAAGACGGUAAUGACGGAAUUGUGAAAAAAAAAAGGGAGGGGAGAAGAGCAUAGUUUGACAACUAAAGGGGCCACGCGUACGUGUGUGUAUGUAGGUUGUCAUGUCCAACCUGAUUGCCAAGAUACCCGAUCCGGCGCCACUGGCACGCAAGACAUUGAUUCUUGCCCAUCGUACAGAGCUAUUAGACCAGGCACAAGCACAGAUCCAACGCUACAAUCCAUCUUGGAGAGUGGUAGUGGAUCAAGGCAACCGAAAACCCGACAUUGACGCUGCCGAUGUUGUAGUCGCAUCCGUCCAAACACUAGGCCGUUCGGCCGCCACCACUCGACUCGAACGCUACGACCCGCAACAAUUUAAAACGAUCAUGAUCGACGAAGUCCACCACGCAGCAGCCAACACGUACACCAACAUUCUGGACUACUUUGACACAUUUGCAGCUGACAACCACAUAUUUGUAUGGGGCUGUUCCGCCACAGUGCGACGGCACGACGGCAUUGCACUCGAAGGGAUUUUCGACAAGAUCGUCUAUCACAUGGACCUAUUACACAUGAUCGAGGCUGGAUGGCUAUGUCCCAUCAAGGUGACCACCGUCGAAACCCAGGUGGAUCUUUCCAAGGUCCAUACACGUUAUGAUGAUUUUAUGCAGAGUCAGCUGGCGCGUGCGGUCAAUGUGGAGCAGCGUAACAAGACGAUUUAUCAGAGUUGGACCAAGUUUGCGGCCACGACAGAACGCAGGUCAACGUUGGUGUUUGCGGUCGAUAUGGCACAUACCAUCGCGUUGUGUAACCUGUUUCGAAGCCAUGGGGUCGAUGCAGACUAUGUGACGAGUAAAACACCAACGCUGACCCGGUAUGAGACGUUACAACGGUUCCGUAAUGGUGAAUUUCCAGUAUUGGUCAACUGUGGUAUCUUGACAGAAGGCACAGACAUUCCCAGGAUCGACUGUAUCCUAAUGGCACGACCCACCAAGUCAAACGUCCUGUUUCAGCAAAUGUUUGGACGGGGCAUGCGACUCUAUCCAGAAAAACAGGACUGCUUGGUCAUUGACUUUGUGGAUAAUUUUAGCAAGGCUGGUUCUGAAGGGCUGGUCACGUUUCCCACGUUGAUGGGGCUCGACCACAAUCAGGUAGUGCGGGACGAAAACGUGCUCGAUAUGGAACGCCGAGCCGUCGCACAGGCCAAUCAACAACACGUGGGAGAAGAAGAUGCUACUGCCGCCAAUGCUGAUGACGAAGAAGAAGAAGAUGAUGAUGAUCAACAUCAUCAAGAUAUCCGUGUCAAGAUCACUGAGUAUGACGACCUGAACGAAUUCAUGUUGGAAUCAUCUGUAUCGCCUGAACUCCAUGCCGUCACUCCAAACAGCUGGGUGACUGUGGGCCAAAACAAAUGUGCGUUGAGCAUAUUGUCUUUUGGCACUGUAAGACUAGAACAGUCGGACAAAGAUGGGCUCUGGCGAGGCACAUUGACGCGUGAAACAAGAAACGCUCGUGCUAGUAGUGAUAGUAGUAAUGAUACUACUACGACUCGUAACAGUAGUGGAAAACAAAAGCCUGUUUUCCGGCGACGCCAAAAAUUACCGCUGACAGCCGACACUCGAGCCACGGCGAUCCGCGCAGCCGAUACUUGGCUCAAUCAAAACAUUUCGCAACAACAGCAAUUUAUGGUGAGACGAACCGCAGCUUACCGUCGCCAUCCAGCCACGGACGCACAAAUAAAAAUGCUGAAACGCCAACACGUGGAACCAAAGCAAAGCUUGACAAAAGGCCAAGCCAUGGAUUUGAUUACUCGAAUGGUUAUGGGCCAGCGCAAGAUAUGGCAGAAGGAACGCGACAAGUUGGUGGAAUAUAAAAAACAGCAAGCGAAAAAGCAAGAACGUGCUGUCUUACUAAGAAGUGCUGCGAGUAGUAGUACAUAAUGUGUUUUCGUUUUAAUUAAGCAAGACUUGUUCUCUCGUGUGUAUGUCGUCGGUAGCAAAAACUGUUUUGCCGAAAUCUUUGUAUUAUAGUAAU